UGCAAACAUAACAAUUAUCUCAUACACCCAUAUUCAGUUGAAAUCAACUCAAAUCUCAGAGAAAAUGGCUGUUUAUCUAUGCUUCUUGUUCUUCUUCCUUCUGUUUUCAUCUGUUAAUGCUGCUUGUAAUCAAUGUGUCCAAGCUAAAGCUACGUUCUUUCGCAACUCUGAAGCUCUUUCAUAUGGAGCAUGUGGGUAUGGUCCUAUAGCUCUAAACUUGAAUGCUGGACAUGUUGCUGCCGCUCUUCCUUCUAUUUACAAAGAUGGUGAAGGUUGUGGUUCUUGCUUUCAGAUAAGAUGCAAUAAAACUGGUGUUUGCAAAGGAACAGGAACGACUUUUGUAGUGACUGAUAGCCAAACUGAUGAUCAGAACAUCACCACAGAUUUUGUGCUAAGUAAUAGAGCUUUUAGAGCCAUGGCCUUACCUGGCAUGGACAAACAACUCUUACACCUUGGCAUUGCCGACGUCGAAUAUAAAAGGGUACCCUGUGUUUACAAACAUCAAAACUUGGCUAUUCGAGUGGAAGAAUUCAGCAAACCUCCAAACUAUUUAGCCAUCAAAGUCCUCUACCAAGGUGGCCAAACUUCCAUCUUGGGAGGUGAUGUAGCUAGGGAUGAUGAAAGCGUGUGGGCUUUCUUAAGCCGAAAGUAUGGUGCAGUUUGGGACACAGACAGUGCUCCAACCGGGAAUCUGACGUUCAGGUUCAUCAUAAACUCAGGCUUUAAUCCUCGAUACUUCUACACCAAUCAAGGAGUGUUGCCUGCAAAUUGGAAGGCUGGUGUCAUAUAUAACUCCACUGUACAGAUCACUGACGUCGCUUUGGAUGUGUGUGGUCGUAACUGUAAACCAUGGAAAUAGAAAUUAGACAGUAUUCUGUGUUUUCUGUGGUGUCAUAAUUGUGUGGAAUAUUAGUGUACUGAUGUUAAAAAUUGCCGUAGGAAGAAAGCUUGAGCUUCAUGUCAUAUGCUUGUUAUUAAUCUUAUAUGAUGAGAAAUUAUAAAGUGUUCGAUUUCAA
This is a messenger RNA of Amaranthus tricolor (Joseph's coat), 1016 nucleotides long. Its product is annotated as expansin-like A3. The coding region runs from base 65 to 859 and encodes 264 amino acids. NCBI's taxonomy places the organism in Eukaryota, Viridiplantae, Streptophyta, Magnoliopsida, Caryophyllales, Amaranthaceae. The record is from RefSeq and is a predicted model, not a curated record. Gene Ontology annotation, cellular component: extracellular region; plasmodesma; plant-type cell wall. The transcript is spliced from 5 exons.